UAAAAUUAUGUCAUAUAUAGUCAUAUGUGACGGUAGGGAAUGCUCAAUGUUUCAAGGGGCUGAUUUACGUUUUGGGCCGUUGUUGUUAGUCUGCCACCGAGUACCGAAUUCGAGGCUAAGGAAAGAGUUCUGCACAAAUACCGGCCUCCAUCUCCUUUAUCCUGUCCACCUUUCAACAUCUCGAUCACUCUAGAUCUCGCCAUCCGCUCGUUACAGAAGCACUUUGUCUCGUUCUUUUACCCUCCAUUCAUCCCUCCACUGCCUCUCUUCACUCCCUUGCGCUAGCGCUACAUAUCAAUCAUGCACGCUUCCACUAUCCUCUACGGGCUCGUUUUCCUGCAGGGCGCCAUGGCGUCUCCGGUUGGUAACGUAGCUGCUGCUGACGUUGAACCUCGGGCCACCGAGCCUGAGGGCCUUGAAACUCGACAUAUCGAGCGUAGGGCUCCGGCUCUUGGGGACAUGCCCUUCCCAGCCUUCCCAUCCCUCAAAAAAAAAGGCCAGAGCAGUGGUAGCAAAGAUUGCUCGUCGAAUGACCAGACAGCGGUCUGCUCUUCGGGAAGCGCAUACUGCUGUAGCCCUGAUGGAAACGGUGGUACCAAGUGUGCUAUCUCGGACUCUUGCAACACCGAUUCAAAGAUCAUUUGCUGCAACAAUAACAGCGGGUAUCAAAUGUGCAUUGGUGAGAUCGACUUCAACAUGCCCGUCACCAUCAAUAUCAACAUCAACGGAGGCGGAAAGGGCAAGAAGGGCGGGAAGUAGAAGCCUUGUUCGUGUUGUCCGGAAGACGAUGUCUCAGUAUCAAAACGGGUCUGUCGGUGCAACUGGCAUAGGCUAGGCUGCCCGCUACUUUCGUUUCUUACAUUCUUUUAUCUUAUUGAAGACGCUGGAGGGUGGAGUCGUUCCUUUCGAAUUGUUGUAGUUUAUGCAGUAAAUGAAUACCACCCUCUUCUACCUUGUUUAUAAA
Molecule: messenger RNA, 964 nt
Organism: Fusarium oxysporum Fo47
Lineage: Eukaryota; Fungi; Ascomycota; Sordariomycetes; Hypocreales; Nectriaceae
Exons: 4
Coding region: 301-759 (152 amino acids)
Source: RefSeq, a predicted model, not a curated record